This is a messenger RNA of Colletes gigas, 1592 nucleotides long. It is a transcript of the gene Ndfip, whose product is annotated as NEDD4 family-interacting protein 1-like. The coding region runs from base 134 to 865 and encodes 243 amino acids. Gene Ontology annotation, cellular component: Golgi apparatus; endoplasmic reticulum; perinuclear region of cytoplasm. Gene Ontology annotation, molecular function: WW domain binding. The transcript is spliced from 6 exons. Gene Ontology annotation, biological process: metal ion transport; ubiquitin-dependent protein catabolic process; positive regulation of protein ubiquitination. Lineage: Eukaryota; Metazoa; Arthropoda; Insecta; Hymenoptera; Colletidae. The record is from RefSeq and is a predicted model, not a curated record.
GCCAGCUGUCAGCCAUCGAUUCUAAGAACUUUUGUUGCCUUAGAAAGCAGCGUUACGUACAGAAACAGUAUUUUUUCAUUUAUUGCACGAAAUUAGAAUUAUUUACACGCGCUUCGUAUAGAUUUCGUCAGAAAUGGACAGUAAUAUUCGUUACAAUAUGCCUUCACAUACAAACAGUGACACAAAUGGAGAACCAGUGACCCAAAAUGAAAUACCUACGUUAACUGUGUCAUUACCAAUUAUACAAAAUGAUAUGAUCAAUCGCUAUGGAAACAUUGCUACAGCCCAAACUUCGAUUGACCAUCGAAUGGCUGAAGGAGACGAAAUACCACCUCCAAACGCAGAUUUUUCAGCUCCUCCACCUUACGAAGUAGCUACAAAAUUACCCAGUUACGAAGAGGUUCAACGUGAAAAAACUUUACAAGGGGAACAUCAUCCUGAUAUACGCACAUUUUCCCAACUUGGAGCAUUACAGCAACCUGUAGCAAUUCUUGCUGUAGAUACUGAAGCUGCAGAAGGAGAUUCAGAAAGUGAUUUACUUGGUACUGAUUUUAUGUUCUUUACAGCAUUUUUGGUUGCAUUUUUAUUUAAUUGGAUUGGAUUUCUACUUCUGAUGUGCUUUUGUCACACGAUUGCAUCGCGAUAUGGAGCAUUAUCUGGUUUUGGCUUAUCAUUGACAAAGUGGACAUUGAUCGUUAAACAUUCCACUGACCUUGCAUCGCGUGAAAAUUCAUGGCUGUGGUGGUUAAUAAUAGGAUUUGGUAUUUUGAUUUGUACACGGGCAAUUAUUCAAUAUUUGAACAUUAAACGUGGUUGGAGACUAUUGCCCGGAAGUGCUCAAGAACGUUUACUUUUUUUUUAUUAAGCCACUAAAUCUACACUUUUAUUUAACUUGGCUUUAGAACAAACAGCAUUUCUAUUUGGGGUUGUAUUUGUAUAAUAUAUAAUCCACACCCUUUAAAGACGUUACUUUAUAUUGGCUACAUAUUAUUCUAUUACUAGAGAAUAAAGUUAUUAAAAUUAUUGAGACUAUUAGCCAAAUUCGCUUAUAUGUGAAAUAACUGAGACAAAGUAAAGAGAAAACAUAAGAUAGUAUUUGCACAUUCUUUUAUGUGUUACUACACAGAUAAAGUAAAAUGUAAAUUUUUAUUGCUCAAAUAGUACGAACAAUGUGAAAUAUUGUUAAUUUACGUGUUGUCCGUUUAAACACGAAGCUUCUUAACGUCUCACGUAUAUAUGUAAGUUUAUUACUUAUAAAAUUGGUGUUACAAGUACAAAAAUUUAUUUUGAAAAAGGAAGCAUAUAAUCACUGUUCUCAAACAGGUAUCAAAGAGUAAGAGUUGUAAUAGUGAUAUUGUGUAAUACACUCUAGUGUUAGAUAAGCUUUUAGAAUUUUGAUUAUACAUGAUCUGUGUACUGAUAAUCCGAAUUGCUUGUUUGUAUAUUACUAUAAUUUAUAGAGACAAUUCUUAUCGAUUUAAAGAUCUAAGUUAAUCUUAUAAAAUAUAUGUACAAUGUGUAUGUAUAUAUGUAUUUAUAUGUACACACACAUAUAAAUGUAUAAAAAAAAACAACAAAAAAAAUUAUUGCAA